UCUCAUUUGAACGAGCCGAGUGCCUUCACCGCCACCACCAGCAGCAGCAGCAUCCCCUGCAUGUUCCCUCCUCAUCAAUAUGCGCUUCAGCUCCUGAAUGUAAGAGUCUCUCGCACAGUCAGAGACGGCAAAGAAAAGCGGAGCCAAUAUUCAUUCCAGGGAGGCGAUGUCAGCCCGUAUUUCACAUCUGACUCCAUCCACAGCGAGCUGCUGACUUUUCCGCGCCUCAGUCGACUUUCUCCUUUUCGGUUCAAUCAAUGGAUUUACUCUUGAUUUGAGGAGCGUCCGGAACCGUCUGUUGAUUGGGGGCUCUUCGCUGUUGUUGUUGUGGUUGUAAACAGCGAGAAAAAAAAACAUCUUAACAAAAAAAAAAAAACAGGAAAGGGGUGAUGUUUGCUUUGCAGAGGGUUCGUCAAUUUCGCGUCUUGUCGGCACUGGUUGUCGGUUCGAUUGUGUGUUGCGCAAAAAGCGUCAAUGAACCUGGCAACAUGUCUUUCGUGAAGGAGACGGUGGAUAAACUACUGAAGGGAUAUGACAUCCGACUGAGGCCGGACUUUGGAGGGGCCCCUGUUGCGGUGGGCAUGAGCAUAGACGUGGCCAGCAUAGACAUGGUGUCAGAAGUCAACAUGGACUACACACUGACCAUGUAUUUCCAACAGUACUGGAGGGACAAGCGUCUUGCCUACGUAGGAAUCCCCCUCAACUUGACCCUGGACAACAGAGUUGCCGACCAGCUCUGGGUCCCCGACACCUACUUCCUCAACGACAAGAAGUCAUUCGUCCACGGAGUCACAGUCAAAAACCGCAUGAUCCGACUGCAUCCAGAUGGAACGGUUCUCUACGGACUGAGGAUUACUACCACGGCAGCGUGCAUGAUGGAUCUCAGGAGGUAUCCCCUGGAUGAACAGAACUGCACUCUGGAGAUAGAGAGCUAUGGCUACACCACAGAUGACAUUGAGUUCUACUGGAAGGGAGGCGAGUCGGCUGUAACGGGGGUGACACGGAUCGAGCUGCCUCAGUUCUCCAUUGUCGAUUACAAGCUGGUGUCCAGGAACGUAGUGUUUUCCACAGGUGCCUACCCUCGACUGUCUCUGAGCUUCAGAUUGAAGAGGAACAUCGGCUACUUCAUCUUGCAGACGUACAUGCCAUCGAUCCUGAUUACCAUCCUCUCCUGGGUCUCCUUCUGGAUAAACUAUGACGCGUCGGCAGCCAGAGUGGCUUUAGGGAUCACCACGGUGCUAACUAUGACCACCAUCAACACCCACCUGCGAGAGACAUUGCCCAAAAUCCCAUAUGUCAAGGCUAUUGACAUGUAUCUCAUGGGCUGCUUCGUCAUGGUCUUCCUGGCCCUGCUGGAAUAUGCCUUUGUCAACUACAUCUUCUUUGGAAGGGGCCCUCAGAUGCAAAAGAAGCUGGCAGAGAAGGCGGAGAAGGCCAACAAUGAGAGGGCAGCCAAGUAUGACGCUGCAAGGGAGGCAGGUAGUAGGACCGCAUCCCUAAAGCGGUCCAAUCAGGUUAGAGGUCUUCGCCACUCCCGCUCGGCGGAACCGCACGGCCACGGGAACAUCCUGCUGACCACCCUGGAGAUCCAUAAUGAAGUGGCGGGAGGCGAGAUCACCACCAGCGUGGCGGACAUUAGGAACUCUCAGUCCAUGGUUCAGUUGGACAGCACGGCCUCACAGCACAUCCAGUACCGCAAGCAGAGCGGCGGGAUCGGGCCGCGAUCCGUCAGCCGCCACUCCCUGGACCGUUCUGCCCAGAUGAAACGCAGCCGCCUGCGGAGGCGGUCCUCGCAGCUCAAAAUCAAAAUCCCUGACCUGACGGAUGUGAACGCCAUUGACCGCUGGUCACGGAUCAUCUUCCCCUCCGUUUUCUCACUGUUCAACCUCAUCUACUGGCUCUACUAUGUCUGAUUGGACUGUUUUGUUGUUGUUUGUUUGACUGUUUUUUUUUUCAUCUCACUUGUUUUUCUUCCUUUUUUCUGUUGCUUUUAUACAUGAUGGAAUCUGUCCAGGUGAAGACUGCAACAAUACGAGACAAAAGAGAAACACAUAGACUGAGAAAAGACUUCUGAGUUUUGGACCAAGUUCUCAUCAAAAUAGUUUUUGUAUUUGCAGUCUUUGAAUCCUUAGUACCUAGCUCUUUUUAUUUUUGAGAGUAUGUACUGUAAUUGGGACUUGUGUCGGUCAUUUCCCAACGUUUGCCCUCUCAGUAAUAUGUAAAUAGCGAGAUACAAAGCCAGCAAUUGAAUAAAUGAUACAGUGUUUGCAAAAAAAAAAAAAAAAGGAAACAUAAUAGCAGUUAACACAAAGAUUUUUGUAAUCAAAUAAUAAUAAUAAUAAUAAUAAAGAAAACUUUAUACUACACAGAUGAUCAGAUAAGUGCAGGCAAUUCCUAAAAAUCCAUUCAACUCUGGUACCCUAUGCACUAUUAAUGCAUGUAAUGAUCAGCUGUAGUGGACAAAUAAUGACUACUUUUUGCCUUGGUUUACGGCACAACUUUGCAGACUGAUGUGUAUUUGUUUAUAGCGUUGAUAAUAUACUUGCUACUGAUACAGAAAAUGAUGCAUCAAUCUGGUAAACCUUUACCCAUACACAAGAAUUUAACGCCGAGGAUUCUGUCCUCCAUUCAGGAUGAUUGUGACUCAGGUUCUGAAUUUUUUUUCGGCAUCUUUUUCUUAACAAAGUAAAAGUGUCACUGAAAUAUCAGUUCUGCUCAUUUGAUAUCGGAGAAGAGAAAAAAAAUAUAUAAAAUAAGCACAACUAUAAACAAAGCUGCCAUUUUUUCACUUCUUCCUUCAAGCAACAACGCUUCAAGUGAUAGCAUGACAGAAUUGCACUCAAAUUUAACAAACCUCCUCGAAAAAAACUCUUUACUUUCAUUUAGAACAACUGCCAAGGGCCUUUUGGGCGACACAGUUACUACUUAACCCAUGAAAUAUUCUGAUAUUUUUGUACUCAGUGUCUUCAGGUAUUCAUUUGAUUUCCUAUCCUGUUCUUUUUUUUUUUUUCUUUUGUUCAACACCAACUCCGUUGUGGUGAUAGAAUGGAGAAAUGAAACCCAUUGUUUUGUACAUAAGUACAUAGGUGUGUAUAUACAUAAAUGUAUAUAUAUAUAUACUGUGUGUACAACCCAAAAAUGAUCAUUUUGUGAUUGUCAUGCUGGCUAUAAACUGUCAGAUUACUUAGUGGAAAAAAUACAAAAACAAGACAAGGAUUAAACCAACAGGUAAAGCAUCCGUUUAGUUUUUGAGCAUUUGUGGGGCACUCUGAAUACAUUCCUUCGCAAACAGCCGACCAUGUCCACUCUGAGCACUGCAUGUGUGUUCAGCUCUGCAUUUUAACAGCGCCGCCGUACAGAGGCAAAGUGAUGCAAAUGGAUUUCAUAGAUUCCUGCAGAUGGACCGCGAUAAACCCGUCUGUCGAGUAAUUAUAAGCACACACUAGCAUUGAAUGUAUCAGAUCCAUUCUUCAGGGAGAGGAUAAUGAGCCAUGGUCAUCAUCAUUUCUCCAUCAGAAUGUAACGCACUCAUUCCUACGCCAAACAGAAACACACAGAGAGAGACGGGAUGGCGUUUUACCAGUGUGUGCAUGUGCAUGUGUGUGAUGGGAAAUGGAUAAAGAAGCCUUCGAGAGAGGAAGGAAAGGCAUCGCUAGACCAUUUAUUUUCUGUGCUGCUCGCUACACUACGGACACAUGUCAACAUAUAAUAGUUUUGUGGAUAAAAAUAGCUCUCCCCCUCUGACUUUUCUGACAAACUGUGUGCCGCUCCACCGAAGGUCGCAGACAACUAGUUCCAACUCGAUGAUGUACAUUUGAAGCAUUCUUGUUCAACCGUGGACACGCAGUCCACUAUCUGUGCAUGUACAAGAACACAUGUAGAGAAAAUGAUUUGCUACUUGAUAGGUCAGAGUCGUGAUUGACGGUAACUUGUAAAGAUGUGCAGUGACUAAGAACUGAAUGUAUUGUACUUGGAUUGUUGCUGCACAAAUUGAUUUCUGGAAACAGGAUUUAACUCUACCCUGAUUUAUAUAGGGCUUGAUUCCACGUUCAGUCACCCCAAGGCCAGGACAAGGGUCCAAGACAGAAGAAAGCUACAGAUGAAACAAUACCUUUAAAUAUAAAGUCAAGACAUUUUGCUGACAGUGUGUCCAGAUGUGAAGGUCAUUAUUGACCACCCAACAGAUGUGUGUUCUCCCUCUUACAGCCCAUAGUUAUUAAAUAGAUGCUAAAUCUCUGAGAUCUGCAAAACUUUUAGCUUGUCGAAUCACACUGGCCUGCAAAAGAUCUUUCCAAUCACUUUGUAUGCAAUCACACUGCCUCUCCAAUGCCCUUCCGUCUGAACACACAAUCAGAAGAUGUUUUGACUUUGGUCUUGGGCACAAAGCAAUGUUUAUUGAUCUCGUGCAAUGAAGUCAUGAAACCAGUCCGUCCAAAGAUGUUUGUGUAGUUCAGAGGACAAUAUGAAAUGUUGAUGAAGCUUCAGUGUGGUGUAAAUAAGGCUGAACUUUGAAACUAAAUAUAUAUAUAUAUAUAUAUAUAUAUAUAUUUAUAUAUAUAUAUAAUAACUGUUUUACAGUGCAAGUCAAAGAAAAAAAAUCUUCCUGGCUUACCGAUUUCCACUUAUGGGUCAUGUGGUGAGAUUUAAAAACAGUUGAUUAUUGUAUGAGUGAGUUUUUUUCCAGCUACCAAACUACAAAGCAUGGUUGAAAAGUGGAAGAGACGGCAACUGUUAUAAACUCUAGAUACUUGUUUAUCAUGCAUGCAACUACAAUUCAUAAUUUGGGAGGAUUUUUUGUUUUUUGUUUAAUAAAGAUGUUUUGAAAACUCAUUUAUGAGAGCAGCCAACUGCUCAUUUUAGAGAUGAAACUAUGCCAUGUGAGCCUACGUUAAAAAGACUAAAAGAAAAAAAAAGUCAUCAAAGACUUCAGGUGUUGUAUGGCCUUGGUCCCAUAAUGGAAUGUGAAAUGUUCUGUGCUGCCACAAAAUGUAUUUAGGCUUAGAUUUAUACUGUAUAUCUGUAUGUUUCUCUUCCUUUUUCAAUAGAUUACCAUGUUAAACCAUCGAAUAAAUGAUAUACAUUGUA
Messenger RNA from Acanthochromis polyacanthus (spiny chromis), 5085 nucleotides. Its product is annotated as gamma-aminobutyric acid receptor subunit beta-3-like. Gene Ontology annotation, cellular component: synapse; neuron projection; GABA-A receptor complex. NCBI's taxonomy places the organism in Eukaryota, Metazoa, Chordata, Actinopteri, Pomacentridae. Gene Ontology annotation, biological process: monoatomic ion transmembrane transport; signal transduction; nervous system process. Gene Ontology annotation, molecular function: neurotransmitter receptor activity; GABA-A receptor activity; extracellular ligand-gated monoatomic ion channel activity. Bases 390 to 1913 code for a protein of 507 amino acids. The record is from RefSeq and is a predicted model, not a curated record. The transcript is spliced from 10 exons.